ACAGAGGAACGAGUUUUACGACAAGUUUGGGAAAUGUUUGCCAAUUGCUGUGGGUUUAAAAGCUCCUCCCUCCCAAGGGCCGGGCCAACCUGCACCGUGGUAAAGCUUCAGCUUUUCUGGAGCCAAUGCGGAAGUGAAAUGCGGGUUUUUUAGGCCAGGUUGCUGCUGGUGUCUCCUGGUGGUUGGCUCUUCUUUUGACUCCUGCUGGCGGCCCCGCAGACACAGCUCAGGAUUUUAGGUUAUGCCAGCAUUUUAUGUGAACUGGAAAGAGUGGAUCUAUGAACUUUUAAAUAUACACUAUAUAAAUAAACAUAAAUAUUUGAUGGGAAACUUCCUUACGUAGAGAAGAUGAACAAGACAAUAACUCCAUCAACAUAUGUAAGGUGCCUAAAUGUUGGCCUGAUUAGGCAGCUGGCAGAUUUUAUUGAUCCUCAGGAAGGAUGGAAGAAGUUAGCAGUUGAUAUUAAAAAACCUUCUGGAGAUAGUAGAUAUAACCAGUUUCAUAUAAGGAGAUUUGAAGGAUUACUUCAAACUGGAAAGAGUCCCACUAGUGAACUACUCUUUGACUGGGGAACCACAAAUUGUACAGUUGGAGACCUUGUAGAUCUGUUAGUCAGAAAUGAAUUUCUAGCACCAGCACGUCUGUUGCUGCCAGAUAAUGUUCCAGAAAUUGUUCAUGUACUCCCACAAGAAGAAAUAGCCACUCAAAAGAAAUUGCCACCUCUUUAUGACAAAGAAAAGACACAUGUGAAGCCUGUCUUUAUUCAGAAUCAUGAACAAAUGUCUUCACCUCGGGACUCCUCAAGUCUAGGCAUGAAAAGUUUGGAAGUUAGUGAUACAUGUUUUCAGAGUUUUUCAUUUUAUGAAUUAAAGAGUGUUACAAAUAACUUUGAUGAGAACCCUAUGUCAGCUGGUGGAAACAAAAUGGGAGAGGGAGGCUUUGGAGUUGUGUAUAGAGGCUAUAUCAAUAACAGAACUGUGGCAGUGAAGAAGCUUACAACUAUGGCUGACAUUUGUACUGAAGAACUAAAACAGCAGUUUGACCAAGAAAUAAAAAUAAUGGCAAAGUGUCAACAUGAAAACUUAGUAGAACUACUUGGCUUCUCGAGUGACGGUGACAACUUCUGUUUGGUGUAUGUCUAUAUGCCUAAUGGUUCAUUGCUUGACAGACUGUCUUGUCUGGAUGACACUGUACCACUUUCCUGGCAUACAAGAUGCAAAAUUGCUCAAGGUACAGCUAACGGCAUCUACUACUUACACGCAAACCAUCAUGUUCAUAGAGAUAUUAAAAGCGCAAAUAUUUUACUUGAUGAGGACUUCAUACCCAAGAUUUCUGACUUUGGACUUGCACGAACUUCUGAAAAGUUUAACCAAACAGUCAUGACUAGCAGAAUUGUGGGAACAACAGCCUAUAUGGCUCCUGAAGCUUUGCGAGGGGAGAUAACACCUAAAUCUGAUGUUUAUAGCUUUGGUGUGGUCUUACUAGAAAUAAUAACCGGACUGCCAGCAGUAGAUGAGCAACGUGAACCUCAAUUAUUGUUAGAUAUCAGAGAGGAAAUCGAAGAUGAAGAAAAGCAUAUUGAAGAUUAUGUUGAUGCAAAAAUGAAGGAUGUGGAUUCUACAUCUGUUGAAAAAAUGUAUUCUAUUGCUAGUCUUUGUCUUCAUGAAAAGAAAAAUAAGCGACCAGACAUUGAUAUGGUAAAGCAGCACCUCCGUGAGAUGACAUCAUCCUGAUUUCCUAAGAUUUUAUUAAGAUAUCAUCUAAAUUAAUCUUGGAGGUUGACUCCCAGGUUUGUCAGUCCAGAAAAAAAUAUUUUUUUUAAUGUAUAAAGCUUUGGAACCUCAUCUUCUGCAUCAGAACUUGCAUUUUUGAAUUUUAAAUUAUUUUAAAUUUCCCUUGCUUUAUAAUCUAGAUCAGUUUUAGUCAGACUUUGAGUCUAUACCAACUUGCAUGGCUGUCUUUAGGUACAAUUUUAGUAUCCUAAUGUAAUUGAAGAUUUAUAGAAUACCAUAUGUAAAUAUUUUACUAUAAUGCAUCAGUAGAUAAAAAAAACCCUAAUUUUACUGUAUUUCUUCCUUUUGCUAUAUAGAAUAUAAUUAGAUCAUUUUUGCUAUAGUAAAUAUGAUUCAAGAAAUAACUUUAAUCUUUUUCUUCUAUAUUUAGCAUAUAAUGGUUAAUUUUUAAAGCUGUUGUGAUAGAAGUUAAGGUAAAAUGAGGCACAAAGUUCCCAGCACAUUCAGUUUAUUGGCAGGGCUAGCAAAUACCAAUAAAAGGGGGCUAGACUCCUCAGUCAGGGGCUGGCUAGAACUGUAUAUAAGGAGAGCCCAGAGUGUGAGAGAAGCAGACAUUGAGAGGGCAUUGAAGAGAAGACAUUGAGAGAGCCACCAGUGUUGAGGAGAAUGAAGAGAAGAGAUGAAGAAGAAUGACCUGUCAACACUGGGCUGAGAGGAAACCUAAAAGAGCUGGCAAGAGACCUAAAAGAGCUGGGAGGAGACCUCUAAAGCAGAGAGGAGACCUCUGAGAGUGAAGAGGAGACCUUUGAUGGCAGAGACUUGCUGAAGCAGCCUCCAAACUUUGAAGGCAAGUGGAGCUGUAGGGCAGAGACUGCCCACAGGAAGGAGGCUUAGGAGCCCCUUUUGAGAGCUGUUAAAGUGAACUGAGCUGUUAACACAGAGCCUCUGGACUUUGGAGGUGAAUUGAGAUGGUGGUCUUGGUGGUGUGUGUUGCUGCCCUGUUAAGCUUUGUUUUCCCAGAAACAGAAUCUGCAGGCAGGAACCCCUGGAGCCUGCUGUUGGGCAGGACCUUGGACUGGAGCUGUGAGCUGAGACCUGGUGCAGGAGUGGAGAGUUGCCUAUAUGUGAAUCCAGGCAAGAGCUGGGAGUGGUCAGCCUACAGAAGAAGAGCCCUGGGACUUGGAAAUCAACUUUGAGUCAAGAUGAAAGAGGACUUUACUUGGAUGCUUGGUAAUGAUUAAGGAGAUUGUUCUUACUGUGACCUAGGGGUGGAUGGUGUGGUAUUUUCUGCUACCCCUUAAGGAUGUGUUGUGCUAAGGAAGAUCUUAGCCCGGGACCCCCUCCUGUGUAAACAAGUUAUUUUGGGGAAUGCUACUGAAUACGAUAUAUGCUAUGCAUAUAUGUGUGUGUGUACGCGCACACACACACACACACACACACACACACAUCUUGCUUAAGGAUAUUGCCAUGAAUGAUAUGUUAUGCUUUAUCGAACAAUGCUUUGGUUUAUUGCUGAAUAAAGAGUUCAUUAUAAAUGCA
Messenger RNA from Trichosurus vulpecula (common brushtail), 3273 nucleotides. It is a transcript of the gene IRAK4, whose product is annotated as interleukin 1 receptor associated kinase 4. The transcript is spliced from 12 exons. Gene Ontology annotation, molecular function: protein serine/threonine kinase activity; magnesium ion binding; ATP binding. Gene Ontology annotation, biological process: signal transduction; protein phosphorylation. NCBI's taxonomy places the organism in Eukaryota, Metazoa, Chordata, Mammalia, Diprotodontia, Phalangeridae. The record is from RefSeq and is a predicted model, not a curated record. Bases 349 to 1734 code for a protein of 461 amino acids.